Lolium perenne is the source of this 793-nucleotide messenger RNA. The record is from RefSeq and is a predicted model, not a curated record. Lineage: Eukaryota; Viridiplantae; Streptophyta; Magnoliopsida; Poales; Poaceae.
CAUCCCUCCUCAAACGUCACCCUCCCUGCGUCGCCGCUCCCGCUCCAUCCCGUUGUGCCAUGGAGGCGGCCGCCGCCCUGUCGCCUCCCCUCGUCGCCGCCCUGACGCCGACGCAGUCUUAUACCCUCCUCGCCGGCAUACUGCCUCGCCGCCCAUCCGCGCUCGCUCACCACUGCCAUUCCCUAGCCCCUGCAAAACUCUCCUUUUCGACCGCCACUCGGCACCGUGCUGGCCUGUGUCUGCGACUAGUGCCGUGCCAUGAAGCUCAACACGGGAUUCUUCGCCCAGGACGACGUGCUCCACCCGCACCUCACCGUCCGCGAAACGUGGAGCUCUCCAACGACCUCCAGAUCUCCCCCGGUGGAUGGCCGGGGCGAAGCAGAGAAGUUGGAGCCGGCUGUAGCCGUAGACUCCAGUAUACGAACCCGGCUUGAAUUUUACAGCAUGCUGACGAUGUGCCAGUUCCUCGUGCUGAUAAACCUGAAUCUCAUAGCCAUGCCUCUAUCAAGAAAAGAGAAGAACAUCUGCAAACACAUAGAUUGGACAAGUAAGAAGAACAGCUGCAAAGAUGCUCCAAGUUGUUGUCAAUCGAGCCAAGGAGGGUGUAGUUUGAACCAAAGGCGCAAUCGUCUGGGUGUAGUCAUCAAUAAAAUGUAAAACAUUGAUCUGGUAUCAUAUGUAAUACUGCCGGUGGUGGGUUUUGUUAACCAGCUCGCUGGGUUCACAGGAACCUGUCCUGUGUCUUUGCAAAGAGAUAAUAAAAGACGAUGUGAUGGUUAAUCUUUGUAUUUUA